AAUGUUGGAAAUACGAAACUGAUGAGCGUCCAAAUAUGCAAAAAGUCGUUUCAACUCUUAAAAUUAUUAUUUCUCUUGAAAACAGUGAAAUGAUUGAUGCUGAUUUUAAUGAAGAAAUUGAAUUACCGAUAAAAGGUAUAUCUAGCCUUAAAUCAAGUAUAGAAAUAGAUGAGGAAUUAGAAGGUCUAGAAUUGUCUGAAGGUAUUAAUAAUUUCACUGAAAUAAAAUCUUCUCAAUCAAAUAAUAAUUCUAGCUUUAAAUUAUGCAAAAAGAGAGAUGAGGUUUUAGAAGAUUUAGAAAUACCUGAAGUUUCUAAGAAGGAUGAUAAAAGCAUUUUAAGUUUUCGAAUUCAAUUUUUCAAGUUAAUAAUCAAUCAAAAGACUCAAUAG
This is a messenger RNA of Funneliformis mosseae, 389 nucleotides long. The record is from the annotation of a GenBank genome assembly. NCBI's taxonomy places the organism in Eukaryota, Fungi, Glomeromycota, Glomeromycetes, Glomerales, Glomeraceae.